GUUUUGAAAUCCAGCAAGUGAGUCGCAGACGCAGAGUCGGUGCUUCAAUUCAAUUUCAAACAAAGAGUCCUUUCUCCUUGGAUCUAUUCCGCUCCCGUCAGUACUCUAGACUACCAGAACCGGGGCGAUGAGUUCUCCGAUAGACAUUACCGUUUCCUGCUCGGAGCCUGCCCUCUUGCCUGAAAAGGAGUUCAUGAUUAAGUCUGCCACCAUGACACCCACGGCCCAAUCUCACAGAGACUUUUUACUCAAUACUACACUCGUCGACAGAGACACCCUCUCACCAAACUGCACCUGUAGCCAGCCUGAUGCGAGAUCUGACGAGUGUAAGAAAUGUGUCCCUUCUAGUAAAAGUAGCAGUAGACCUGUGGGUAGGGACUCAUCUCCUGUGUUACCCCUUCUUCCUUCACAGUCCGCACCAAAGAGCCUAACUCUAUCCAGAAAUGUGUCUACUGGGCAUGAGUCUGCCUCAUCCAGUCCCUCCCCAACAGAGGAUCAUCCUCUCCUUUCUGAACAAGUAAAUUCUAUUAAUGCUGAUCUUAGCGAGGAUGCCGUGGACAAGUCCAUACGUUGUGCCUGCCAUGUUAAAGUGAAGGAUACUACAAGCAGAAAGGCUCGUAUUAAACUUGUUGCUGCUUGCGUCAUUGCACUUGCUUUCAUGACUGGAGAAGUUGUUGGUGGAUAUUUCUCUCACAGUCUUGCAAUAAUGACUGAUGCUGCUCACAUGCUGUCUGACUUUGCUAGUUUCUUAAUUAGUUUGUUUUCUAUUUGGAUGGCAACAAGACCUCCUUCCAAACGAAUGUCAUUCGGUUGGCAUAGAGCAGAGGUGAUGGGAGCUGUGAUAUCAGUCCUAAUAAUAUGGUUGAUCACUGGUGUACUGGUAUAUGAAGCUAUAUUAAGAGUGAUACAUUAUGAUAACAACAUUGAUGCUGAUAUUAUGCUAAUAACUGCCUGUGUUGGAGUAUUUGUUAAUGUAUUUAUGUGUAUGGUAUUGCAUCAACAUGAUCAUGGACAUGGUCAUGGACAUGGUCACGGUCACGGUCAUGGACAUGGUCACAGCCACGAUGAUGAAGAAUUAGGAGAAAGGAUUAUCAAGAAAAGAUGGUGGCAUAAGCUAAUGCGUAAUCGUCGUCAUCAUCAGGAAAAUGAAGAAGAGGAAGACUAUUAUGUAUCAAUUAGUAGUCAAAGUAGAAAAAGAAAGAGAGGAAGUGGUAAAAAUAUCAAUGUCCGUGCUGCCUUUAUUCAUGUCAUUGGUGACCUUAUUCAAAGCAUUGGAGUUGUGAUUGCAGGAUACAUCAUUAAGUUUUUUCCUCAGUGGCACAUUGUUGAUCCUAUCUGUACCUUCCUGUUCUCAAUCCUUGUAAUAAUAUCAACAAUAAAUGUACUCAGAGAUGCUAUGCUAGUACUAAUGGAAGGUGCUCCACGUAAUAUUGAUACUGAAGCUGUUGAGAAUGAUCUUAGAGAAUUAGAGAAUGUUGUGCAUGUCCAUAAUAUACACAUGUGGUCUUUGACAGUCAACAAAGCAGCAAUAGCUGCUCAUUUAGCAAUCAAGAAAGGAGCAGAUGUUCAAGCUGUCCUAUCAACUGCUUCCAAAAUGUUAAGGAACAAAUAUGGUUUCUCAAGUACUACACUGCAAGUUGAGAACUUUCAAGAGGAGAUGGAGACCUGUAAACCCUGCCAGCAGCAACAUGGGGGCUAUGAGAGAAGGAACAGUGGAAGGAGAAGGAACAGUGGGAUGUUUUGUAAUGAUCCAGAAAGAGCUAUUAGUCCUACAAGACCUGUGUAAAAUGUACAUACUUAUUUCACUUAAAGCUAUAACUGGUAUUAUUUAUUAGGUGUGACACUAUAUAUUUUGAUCAUGUGUUUCUGUUUUAUUUUGUUUGAAUUCUAAUAAAGAAAUUAUUUUUAA
Molecule: messenger RNA, 1909 nt
Organism: Amphimedon queenslandica
Lineage: Eukaryota; Metazoa; Porifera; Demospongiae; Haplosclerida; Niphatidae
Product: zinc transporter 2-like
Exons: 7
Coding region: 128-1786 (552 amino acids)
Biological process (GO): response to zinc ion; zinc ion transmembrane transport
Cellular component (GO): plasma membrane
Molecular function (GO): zinc ion transmembrane transporter activity
Source: RefSeq, a predicted model, not a curated record